UCCAAGUGGACCCACCACCCCUUCAGCGCCCACCUCGAUUCCCAAGGCCGCAUCUUCGCCCGCGGCUCUCAGGACAUGAAGUGCGUCGGUAUGCAGUACCUCGAAGCCCUCCGCCGUCUCAAGGCCCGAAAUUUCCACCCUCUCCGCUCUAUCUACCUCGCCUUCGCACCCGACGAGGAGAUCGGCGGCCACGACGGCGCUGAGAAGUUAGCCCAAUCGGAGAUUUUCCAACGGAUGAAUGUGGGCGUGGUGCUUGACGAAGGGUUGGCUUCCCCCGACGCCCAUUAUAGGGCCUUCUACGCUGAGAGAAGCCCCUGGUGGUUGGUCAUCAAGGCCGUUGGGGCUCCCGGCCAUGGAUCCAAGCUUUAUGAUAACUCUGCCAUGGAGAAUCUCCUCAAGAGCAUUGAAGCUAUCAGAAGGUUUCGCGCCUCCCAGUUCGACCUCAUCAAAGCCGGCUUCAAGGCCGAAGGCGAAGUUGUUUCUGUUAACAUGGUCUUUCUCAAGGCUGGAACUCCAUCUCCCACUGGUUUUGUGAUGAAUUUGCAGCCGUCUGAAGCAGAAGCUGGAUUCGACAUUCGAGUGCCACCUACUGCUGAUCCGGAAUCCUUGGAGAGACGCAUUGCUGAAGAAUGGGCACCUUCGUCCCGCAAUAUGUCAUUCUCUUUCAAACAAAAGGCAUCCACUCACAGCAAAUCUGGGAAACCACUCCUCACAAAAACCGAUAGUUCCAAUCCUUGGUGGAGCCUUCUUGAAAAUGCUGUCGAAAUGGCUGGUGGUAAACUUGGUAAGCCGGAGGUCUUUCCUGCAGCAACAGAUUCACGCUACUUCCGUUACCUUGGUUUACCAGCAAUUGGAUUCUCACCUAUGGCAAACACCCCUAUUCUACUCCAUGACCAUAAUGAGUUUCUACACAAAGAUGAAUACUUGAAAGGGAUUGAAAUUUACGAGUCAAUAAUCAAGGCAUAUGCAUCAUUCAAUGACCAUGGAAGAGAUGGAGCAUCCAAAGAUGAGUUAUGAGUAUUAAAUGAUCAUGCAAGAAAUAAGUUACUAGCAAAUGGUGCGGCACCAACACAUCUAGUUCACACUUUCUGCCUUUUCUCGAUCAAUGUAAUAAUACAGAGGAAAAUUAAUACUUAGAAUUGGCUGAGUAGAUUCUGACACGUGGCAUUAAAGAGGAAUCGAAUUAGAUGGUCACAAACUUAGCUCAGAGCAACUUGGCACUUCCAUGAAUGCAUUCAUAGAAAACAUUUCUGUGCAUAAUAUUGUUAAAAGUCACUCCUACUAUUCACUGCAUUGUUAACUACUUUUUUUCUUAAAAAAAUAAUUAUGUUCUUUUAAAGUUUUUCGUUUCUUGA
This is a messenger RNA of Vigna umbellata (rice bean), 1355 nucleotides long. The record is from RefSeq and is a predicted model, not a curated record. NCBI's taxonomy places the organism in Eukaryota, Viridiplantae, Streptophyta, Magnoliopsida, Fabales, Fabaceae.